Messenger RNA from Pygocentrus nattereri (red-bellied piranha), 1233 nucleotides. RefSeq lists its product as uncharacterized. Bases 183 to 704 code for a protein of 173 amino acids. Lineage: Eukaryota; Metazoa; Chordata; Actinopteri; Characiformes; Serrasalmidae. Gene Ontology annotation, cellular component: caveola. The record is from RefSeq and is a predicted model, not a curated record. Gene Ontology annotation, biological process: caveola assembly. Gene Ontology annotation, molecular function: molecular adaptor activity. The transcript is spliced from 4 exons.
UAAGAGUGAGGUCAUAACUAAGGGACCCUGCAUGUCUUCAUCAGGUUUAGACUGCACUACAAACUAGCAACUGCGCAGGACUGACUGCAGAGUCGAUUAAGCUGUGAUAACAAUACCCUGUCUCUCAAGGCUCAUAACAUAACGCCUGUUUUUAAAGCAGGACUCAAUCUGAGGAGGUCACCAUGAUGUCCGAUGAGUACCUGGUGGAGUGCAAGAUAGAUGAUGAUGAUGAUGAUGACAGUGAUGAGGAAGUGAAGAAGAUCCAGCCAUCUCUAGCUCCACCACCACAGUUCUCUUCCUCUUCCCAAGCUUCUCUCACUCACAUUGAAACCAGGGACCCUUAUGGAGUCAACAACCACUUAAAGGUGGAGUUCAGUGACGUUUUGGCUGAGCCACCCUCCACCCGUAGUUAUGACCGUGUUUGGGUGUACAGUGGAAUUGGGUUUGAGUCAGCGCGACUCUGGAGUUACCGCUGCCUUACUGCAGUGUGUGCUGUGCCUGUUUCCUGCCUCUCUGGAUGUCUCUUUGCACUGCUGGCCUGCUUCCACAUCUGGUGUGUGAUGCCCUGUAUACAGGUGUGUCACACCUGUCUGCCCUGUGUGAGGUCGCUGUGGAUGAGUGUGGUGAAUAUCUUCAUCGCGCCGCUCUGCACAUCUGCUGCCCGAUGCUGUGGCGGAGUGUACGUAUUAGUCUCCAAAGAAUGAGAGGAAACUCAGUGGAAAACCUGUGCACAAAUCCACCCCCACAUCUUUUUCUCAUAUCAACACUUAUUAAAGAAAGUUCUUCUAAAAAAUGUAGACAUUUAGGUUUUAAGCCCCUUUUAAAUCUUCAAAAAAAGGAACUUUAGAGGAAAAGGGAAAAAACAUUCUUAUUUCAGUGGAAGUUAUUGUGAAGAGAUUUUAUUCUCAGUAAUUUUGGCCCAUUUUUAUUGGUCCGUCAAAGACGUCUAGCAUAUUCAAAUUCAAAUUCCAAUAAAAAAUGGAGAUACAAAGUUUUGUUUCUGACAGCAACAAUAUUUAAACUCACUAUUCUUGUAACUACCUCUCUUUCUUUGGCAUAAUUGGUGUUGAAAUGAGUACCAGCACUGUCAUCAGCAUUGACUGAACACACACACAUUGAUACUCUGUUAAUACCACACUAAUAUUGAUAUUGUACUGUUGUAUAUGUGCAGUGUUCAUCACCUGAUAUCUGCUAUCAAUUUUUCAUUUUUAUUGCUCUAUAGGCUGUGAUUUA